Messenger RNA from Paramecium octaurelia, 1040 nucleotides. NCBI's taxonomy places the organism in Eukaryota, Ciliophora, Oligohymenophorea, Peniculida, Parameciidae. The record is from the annotation of a GenBank genome assembly.
AUGGCCUUUACCAAUUUUGAUGAAAUAUAUUAAAAUGCAAAUUAAAAUGGGUCUUUGAUUAAAUUGAGAAGCCUCACUAAUUAAACCCGAAUUUUUUUCUCAAAAAUACAAUUAUUAAAUAAUAAUUGUUAAUAUUGCUUGAAUGGCUUAAUUUGGUUGGAAUUAAUUGAUUUUGAAAAUGCAAAAAUCUCAGAAUUGUUAUGCAUGAUGAACUAACUCACAAAUUAUGGUUGUAUAUUUGCAAAAUCGGAUAACAAUAUUGGCAGUUUUAUAUCAAUAUAUCAUUCAAACUUCAUUUCUAACAAUGGGUAAAAAGGAGGAGGAGUUUAUGUAGAAAAUAUAAAAUUCUAACUUAGAAACUCCAUGUUUUUCAACAAUACUGUUUCAUAAAAGGGUGGCGGUUUCUACUUUUCAUAAGGUUCUGAAAGGUUUACAAUAAAAUAUAUAUUUAGAUGGAAAUAGCUGUUUAAAUUAAAAUAAUUUCGUCUCGUCUCUUCUCUUCUAUAAUUUUGCGAAAUAAUCUUCAAAUAAUAUAAAUGAAUUGCCAAAGCAUCUAAGUUUGUCAAUAAAUUAAAUAGAGAUGUUCUCACAAGAAAAAUUAAUUGAAGACCGUUUAUAUUAGGUUCUUUAAUUAAAACCAUACAAAAUUAUAUUAUAAGAUCAUGCUAAAUCAACAAAUUUCUUAUUUAUUCCUAGCGGUUAAUAGAUAUCAACUUAUUAGUUUUAUAAUCCGAAGCAUUAAAUAUAUUAACCUUAUAUAUUUAAUUUAAAUAUACUGCUAAAAAAUAGUAUGAAUGAAUUAUUAAUUAAUUAUUAAAAUUACUCUUGCUAUGUAGAAUAAAUAUCUUUUGAUAAUGCCUCUUAAUAAUUAAUUGAAUCUAUCCGAAUAUCAAAAUUAAAUUUUAAUUAAGAUGUCAAAGGUUUAACCUGGGUUCACUCUAAUUUGACAUAGAUCCUUAUAAGUAGGAAAACAGAAUUUAGGAAAUUUUGGUUUAUUGCAAUUCAUCAAAUUAUGAGGAUUAAUUAGCCUAUAGAAUGAG